UCCCGCCGACGGUUGGCCACGUCACGUGACGUGGGCAGGAAGAUGGCGUCUCCCACGGAUGGAACAGAUUUGGAAGCCUCUUUGCUAAGUUUUGAAAAACUUGAUCGUGCUUCACCAGAUCUUUGGCCUGAACAAUUACCAGGUGUGGCUGAAUUUGCAGCUUCCUUCAAAAGUCCUAUUACUAACUCUCCACCCAAAUGGAUGGCAGAAAUAGAACGUGAUGACAUUGACAUGUUGAAAGAACUGGGAAGCCUAACGACCGCUAAUUUGAUGGAGAAGGUACGCGGCUUACAGAACCUUGCCUAUCAGUUGGGGCUGGAUGAGUCCAGAGAGAUGACACGGGGGAAAUUUCUCAACAUUCUAGAGAAGCCCAAGAAGUAGCAGCUGCAUAUGAACAUGUGUCCUGGACACGGAAACCAGCUCCCGUCCCAAGUGCAGCUCUGCACACUUCUCGCUUCCUCAGGAGAGGCCAGAGACUGACCCUCAGGCCCCCGCUCCCCUGCUCCUGGCACUCCUGUCCUCUGAGGUCCGUCAGUGGCAAGAGAAGAAUCUUCUCUACCCACGGAUCAUCCAUAACACAGCUGCAUAGCCUCAGAUAUUGGUAAUGCUGGAGGUUUCAUCAUUCUUAAGGCCAACACCGUACUCCCGGGUCUGGAAGUGAUCAGGAGCCCCACGAUCUUCCAGUCGACUUGAUUCCACAGUGGCAGAAUCCGUGGUGACACGCUGAUUGGAUGGCUUCUUUGAGUUGUACUUGGCUUCUUAGGAAGUGUUUAUGAUGUGAAGAGAUUGCGUCCUGACCUGUGAGCUCUCUAGUAUGUAAAAGGUUCCACAACUGGAGAAACCAGACUCUUCUCAAAAUGUCCCGUGCUUUUUAAAUUCUGCACCUCCCACCCUCUGCGGCUCCCACCCUCAUGCAUUCCCACCUCCCAAUCCUGCCUUCUGGUCUAGCUCCAGGCAAAGGACCCCCUGAGGAGUUGUGAGUCCCUCCUGGAGUUCCCUUGUCAAGGGAUAGGCACAGGCUAGUCACAUUGGGUGCUAGGGCUCAAGACCUAUAGGAAGGU
Molecule: messenger RNA, 1061 nt
Organism: Perognathus longimembris pacificus (Pacific pocket mouse)
Lineage: Eukaryota; Metazoa; Chordata; Mammalia; Rodentia; Heteromyidae
Gene: Lin52
Product: lin-52 DREAM MuvB core complex component
Exons: 6
Coding region: 43-381 (112 amino acids)
Biological process (GO): regulation of DNA-templated transcription
Cellular component (GO): DRM complex
Source: RefSeq, a predicted model, not a curated record